Messenger RNA from Vanessa atalanta (red admiral), 967 nucleotides. RefSeq names its product 40S ribosomal protein S2 (gene RpS2). Gene Ontology annotation, molecular function: structural constituent of ribosome; RNA binding. Bases 144 to 929 code for a protein of 261 amino acids. Gene Ontology annotation, biological process: translation. Gene Ontology annotation, cellular component: ribosome; cytosolic small ribosomal subunit. The transcript is spliced from 3 exons. Lineage: Eukaryota; Metazoa; Arthropoda; Insecta; Lepidoptera; Nymphalidae. The record is from RefSeq and is a predicted model, not a curated record.
GUCUCCAAUUUAAUAUUUUACGUUUUCAUUCACUCAAACGAAUGAUUCUUUGAAUACUAGGCAAAAAAUGUUACAGUCAUUCACGAAGUAAGCAUCUUCGUCCAUUUUGAAUUUGACCGUCUUUUCAAGCUCACGGUUCAACAAUGGCGGACGCAGCUCCAGCCGGUGGACGUGGCGGUUUUCGCGGUGGCUUUGGAUCACGUGGAGGCGAUAGAGGACGUGGUGGUCCUCGUGGACGUGGUCGCGGCCGCGGUCGUGGUCGUGGACGCGGAAAGGAAGACCAAAAAGAAUGGGUUCCAGUUACAAAGUUAGGUCGCCUUGUAAGAGAGGGAAAGAUUGAUAAACUGGAGAGCAUUUAUCUAUUCUCUCUGCCUAUCAAAGAAUUUGAAAUCAUCGAUUUCUUCCUUGGCGCAUCCUUGAACGACGAAGUGCUUAAAAUCAUGCCUGUCCAAAAGCAAACUCGUGCCGGUCAACGUACACGUUUCAAGGCUUUCGUGGCGAUUGGAGACAACAAUGGACAUAUUGGACUUGGUGUUAAGUGCAGCAAGGAAGUGGCAACUGCUAUUAGAGGAGCUAUCAUCUUGGCUAAGCUGUCUGUUCUUCCUGUGCGAAGAGGAUAUUGGGGCAAUAAAAUCGGCAAACCCCACACUGUACCGUGCAAGGUUACCGGCAAAUGUGGUUCAGUAACGGUGCGCCUGAUCCCAGCUCCUCGUGGUACCGGUAUUGUAUCUGCUCCAGUUCCCAAGAAACUUCUUCAGAUGGCUGGAGUCCAAGAUUGCUACACUUCUGCCCGAGGUUCUACUGGAACUCUUGGCAACUUCGCUAAGGCAACUUAUGCAGCUAUUGCCAAGACAUACGCCUACCUAACACCAGAUUUGUGGAGGGAUAUCCCAUUGACCAAGUCGCCAUACUCCGAAUUCAAAGUCUAAACAAAUGGAUAAAUAAAUAUCUUGGAAUACACUUAAAA